UUUUCCGCUUGUGCUUCGGCGCCACUCGGCUCCCUUCCCGCCCCUCGCUCCCUCCCCUCCCUCCCUCUUCUCCCUCCCUCCUGUCCUGGGACUGCCUGGAGCUCCGCACCGCGAGUUUGCCGCGGCACUUUCCGCGCGGCGGAAGAGCGCGCGCCAGCUUCGGCACACCUGGGUGCCCGAUCCCAGCCACACGCCUCGUCCCCUAGAAGCUUCUCCGAGCCCCGCCGGCUGCUGGGGGAGCGGCGGCCGUCCCGCUCCUGGAGGUCGUCCCCUGGCAUCCUCGGGGCCGCAGGAAGGAAAAGGAGGCAGCGGCCGGAGCCCUGGUGGGCGGCCUGAGGUGAGAGCCCGGCCAGCCCCUCUGGGAAUAUGGCGACCGGUGGCUACCGGACCAGCAGCGGCCUCGGCGGCAGCACCACAGACUUCCUGGAGGAGUGGAAGGCUAAACGCGAGAAGAUGCGCGCCAAGCAGAACCCCCCGGGCCCGGCCGCCCCGGGAGGGGGCAGCAGCGACGCCGCUGGGAAGCCCCCCGCGGGGGCUCUGGGCACCUUGGCGGCCGCUGCUGCCAACGAGCUCAACAACAACCUCCCGGGCGGCGCGCCGGCCGCACCUGCUGUCCCCGGCCCCGGGGGCGUGAACUGCGCGGUAGGCUCCGCCGUGCUGACCCGGGCGGCCCCCGGCCCGCGGCGGUCGGAGGACGAGCCCCCAGCCGCCUCUGCCUCGGCUGCACCGCCGCCCCGGCGUGACGAGGAGGAGCAGGACGGCGUCCCGGAGAAGGGCAAGAGCUCGGGCCCCAGUGCCAGGAAAGGCAAGGGGCAGAUCGAGAAGAGGAAGCUGCGGGAGAAGCGGCGCUCCACCGGCGUGGUCAACAUCCCUGCUGCAGAGUGCUUAGAUGAGUACGAAGAUGAUGAAGCAGGGCAGAAAGAGCGAAAACGAGAAGAUGCAAUUACACAACAGAACACUAUGCAGAAUGAAGCUGUAAACUUACUAGAUCCAGGCAGUUCCUAUCUGCUACAGGAGCCACCUAGAACAGUUUCAGGCAGAUAUAAAAGCACAACCAGUGUCUCUGAAGAAGAUGUCUCAAGUAGAUAUUCUCGAACAGAUAGAAGUGGGUUCCCUAGAUACAACAGGGAUGCAAAUGUUUCAGGUAAUCUGGUUUCAAGUAGCACACUGGAAAAGAAAAUUGAAGAUCUUGAAAAGGAAGUAGUACGAGAAAGACAAGAAAACCUAAGACUUGUGAGACUGAUGCAAGAUAAAGAGGAAAUGAUUGGAAAACUCAAAGAAGAAAUUGAUUUAUUAAAUAGAGACCUAGAUGACAUAGAAGAUGAAAAUGAACAGCUCAAGCAGGAAAAUAAAACUCUUUUGAAAGUUGUUGGUCAGCUGACCAGGUAGAAGAUUCAAGACUCAGUGUGGAAAAAAUAUUUUAAACUACUGAUUGAAUGUUAUGGUCAAUGCUAGCACAAUAUUCCUAUGCUGCAAUACAUUAAAAUAACUAAGCAUGUAUAUUUAUUUCUAGAAAAUGGAUGUUUGUUUUCAAAAUACUUCUUUUUCAUUAUUGGUUUUAAAAAAAGCAUCAACCUUUUAUCUCACAAAUAAGUAAUAUCUUUCAGUUAUUAAAUGAUAGAUAAUACCUUUUUGGUUUUGUGUGGUAUUCAACUAAUACAUGGUUUAAAGUCACAGCCAUUUGAAUAUAUUUCAUCUUUGGUAGUACCUUUUCUCCCUUAGGAAUAUACAUAGUCUUUGUUUACAUGAGUUUAAAUACUUUUGGGAUAUUACCUACACAUGCCUUAUUACUGAUGUGUGCAACCUUUUAUGUGUUGAUGACUCACUCAUAAAGGUUUUUGUCUACUGUCAUUUCUUUCCACUUAUUCUAAGCAUUUAGAGUAAUAGAGUCAUACUUUUGUGUAACAGCAACCUUUUAAAAGGAAAGCUCUUAUAAAGUCACUGUCAUGUUCUAGUCGAUUAAAUAUAAAUUUAAGAGAAUACUUGAAUUGCGCUAUAGUAAAUAAAAAUUUACUAUUUUAUGUUUGAA
This is a messenger RNA of Chlorocebus sabaeus (green monkey), 2029 nucleotides long. It is a transcript of the gene PAWR, whose product is annotated as pro-apoptotic WT1 regulator. NCBI's taxonomy places the organism in Eukaryota, Metazoa, Chordata, Mammalia, Primates, Cercopithecidae. Gene Ontology annotation, cellular component: cytoplasm. Gene Ontology annotation, biological process: positive regulation of apoptotic process; apoptotic process. The record is from RefSeq and is a predicted model, not a curated record.